ACAACACCAGCUUCGUCUUCGGCAAUCUCAUAGCUCGAUCAACACCUCAUUGAUCAUCUCCACCGUCUCGCCUCGCGCAAGCCAUGGGCGAGCUCAAGAAGCCGGCGUUCCUGCCGCUGCAGAUCAUCUCCAUCGUCGCCAUCGUCCUGCUGAGCACGGCGCCGCCGCGGUGCGCGGCGUUCAACCCGCGCAUGCUGUUCCUGGUGAAGCCGGACCCGAUUGUCCUGCGGGACCACGGCGGCGCGCUGCUCACGGGGAACCUCACCGUCAACCUGCUCUUCUACGGCCGCUUCGCCCCGGCGCAGCGCGCGAUCGUGGCCGACUUCGUCCGCUCCCUCUCGGCCGCGCCCCGGCACCCGGUCGCCGCCCCGACCGUGGCGUCGUGGUGGCGGACCACCUCGCUGUACCGCGGCGGCGGCUCGCGGGUGGCGCUCGGCAGGCAGGUCCUGGACGAGCGCAUGUCGCUGGGCCGGGGCCCGCUCUCGCCGGGCAACGUGACGGCGCUGGCGCGCGCCGCGGGGCACCACCGGGGCGCCGUCACGGCCGUGCUAACGGCCGCCGACGUCGCCGUGGCUCCCUUCUGCGUGUCGCGGUGCGGCAUCCACGGCCGCGACCGCGGCGGCGCGCACGGCCGGGCGCGGUACACGUACCUGUGGGCGGGGAACCCCGCGCGGCAGUGCCCCGGCCAGUGCGCGUGGCCGUUCCACCAGCCGCUGCACGGGCCCCAGGCCCCGCCGCUCGUGCCGCCCAACGGUGACGUCGGCGCCGACGGCAUGGUCAUCAGCCUCGCCGCGCUCCUCGCCGGCACUGUCACCAACCCCUACGGGGACGGGUACUACCAGGGCGAGGACGCCGGCGCCGGGCUGGAGGCCGCCACGGCGUGCGCCGGGAUCUUCGGGAGCGGGGCCUACCCCGGCUACCCCGGGAAGCUGCUCACGGACCCGGCCACCGGCGCGAGCUACAACGCCAUCGGGCUGGGCGGGAGGAAGUACCUGCUCCCGGCGUUGUGGGACCCGACCACCUCGCAGUGCAGGACACUUGUCUAGACGUGGCCGGAGGGAGACGCCCGCAGCGCGGGGGAGACGGCCAAACGCUCUGCCUCUGCAUGAGGGAGGAAGAAUAAAUGCCUCAUUAUUUAUGUCCAUACCUUCUGUUCACUUCCUUGCUGCAUAUACUCGUAGUUUGCUCUUCGAAGAGCAAAUUGUAUGUACUAUGCAUUUGUAGCAUGUCUGCUA
Panicum hallii is the source of this 1235-nucleotide messenger RNA. RefSeq names its product protein EXORDIUM-like 2. NCBI's taxonomy places the organism in Eukaryota, Viridiplantae, Streptophyta, Magnoliopsida, Poales, Poaceae. The record is from RefSeq and is a predicted model, not a curated record. Bases 84 to 1046 code for a protein of 320 amino acids. The transcript has a single exon.